CUUACAAGGUUACGUUUGCAAAUCUAGGAGGAUAGUGUCUUUCAGUAUUGCUUGGACUUAGGCUUGCUUCGAAAGGAGAGGGAGGUAUCAUGACCUUAAAAAGCUAUAUUAGGUCAAUUGAUGGAUUUGUCCAUCGUUGUGGUAUAUGCUCCAAGCGUGUUAGCAUUAGAGAGGGAACCUUUUUUGCAAUGUCGCACCUCUCCUUGACGCAAAUUUUAUAUAUCUGCAACUACUGGGUAUUAAAACAGCCAGUGAGAGCAGCAGCUGCGGAGACGGAGAACAGCCUCGUCUCAACAGUUCAAUGGUACCAGUAUUGCAGAGAUAUUGAAUCCUGGAAAAUCGAGAAGAUCACUUCGUUGUUGGGUGGAGAAGACGUUAUCAUGCACGUGGAUGAAACUGUGAUGCUGAAAAAGAAAUACAACCGUGGUCGCCAGCGAGCGAAUAAUAUCUGGGUGAUAGGUUUAUACGAUACUUCCUUACGAAAGGGAUUCGUUGAAAGAAUAGGAGAUAGAAAGGCGACAACGUUAAUACCUAUUAUAACGAGACCCAUCAAACGGGGUUCAAUUAUACACACGGACGAGUGGAAAGGUUAUAAUUCGCCUUCAUCCUUGGGAUAUAGUCAUCACCGAGUGAACCAUUCAAACGAUUUUGUGGAUCCAGUUGCCGGAACUCAUACAAAUUCUAUUGAAGGAUUUUGGGGCCGGUUGAAAAAUCUGGGAAAGGUUGAAAUCACAGAAGAAGGCAUUAAAUUACUUGGAAAAUUGACGAAAUCAUUGAAUUCUGCCAACACAACAAAUGGUGGAUGCCCCAUAGCUGAAAGUCCAAUGAAAGAAAACAUUUCAACGCCACAUGAUGGUAAAAGCAAUACAUCUAAGAAAAGGAAACGUGUAGCUACUCCUUCUCCUGAGAGAGUUAAACAACCCAGUCGAACUUCAUUAAAGGGAACGAAGCACAAUUGUGAAGGAGAUGAACAUUCUUCUCAAUCUGGUAUUACCGUUGGUACUUCUUCGUCAGUGCAUAUUCCUCCCUUUCAUACUGAACAGCCGAUAACAUCUGUAAAACAACCCACCAGUGUCAGGUUUCUCGAUGCUUUUGAAUAUGGGGAGGAAUGGCUUCCUGGCUUGUUGAAACCAACGAACUUGAAGAACUUCAUCAGUUGUUUGUGGCCAAUAAACUUCACAAAUUAGGCUUUAUUAUCACUGAGGGAGAGAUGCAUAAGUCAUCCCUCACUCUGAGAGGAAAUGCAUCGAAACACAAUAGUGAUGAAUUAUCCGGUGCUGGCGUUUAACACGGCACAACGCUAUUUGGUCGCAGCGACAGCCGCAUCAACGAAGGCAGUACUCUACGGAGAAACGAGUUUAUUUUUUUCAAGUUGUUUUUGAGAAUUUCUAAAAGAAAACUGUGAUCAUAUACUUGAAACUAUCCUACUUAUGUGUUUAGAAAGAAGUAGUUAUCAGUCUUUCCUUGCCGUGGUAACUUGGUGUCUUUAUUCUCUUUUUUUCAUUCGAUUAGGUAAUCUUUGGCUUUAACCUCGCCCCUUUGGAUAUAGUGUAAUUUUGCUUGUCUCUUGUUUCCAUGGUUUGGGUUGAACUCAGUACAUUGUUACUCCCAAUUUAUAAGUUACUAACCUCCUGUCUUUAUUAUGUAACUCCUUUACCAUUGGAUGCAUGCAUUUACUUUGUUUAAACUUGAAGUCCCUCUGUAAAAACUAUAUAAGUGUAAUUUUCUGAGCACUAUUCACUACGUCUAGACCCUCCUGCCAACCGACAUCACGUAAAAUUUCGCAAGUAUGUUCGAAAUUUUCUGUACAUGAACUUAAUAAUUAACUUAGGCUGUUAGCAGCUGAUGAGAAAGCAACGAAAUGGUGCCACUUUAUUCUGCAAAAACUGUUGUUCUUGGUUUAGUCAAAUUCAUAAAGGGGAAUAAAUGUAUGAAAUUUAU
Trichobilharzia szidati is the source of this 1941-nucleotide messenger RNA. Lineage: Eukaryota; Metazoa; Platyhelminthes; Trematoda; Strigeidida; Schistosomatidae. The record is from the annotation of a GenBank genome assembly.